Molecule: messenger RNA, 1445 nt
Organism: Pelagomonas calceolata
Lineage: Eukaryota; Pelagophyceae; Pelagomonadales; Pelagomonadaceae
Source: the annotation of a GenBank genome assembly
GGACAGCAAGCCAAAAAGCUGGCAUAUGAGCGCAUGGAUGCUCUAGAGAAAGCCUUGAGUACGCCAGAGGUCUCCAGGCCACUUAGCUGGGGCGUUGCUUGCGCAAGCGCAGCCACAAUCCAUGCGUAUGCCUCGUUAUUUGCAGCUGUGCCGAGACCCAAGACUCGCGUGCUGCGGAGCCUCGACGUCGGUUUCGUAAUCUUUGCGAUCAGCAGCACGCUCGCGUACUACAACCAGCCGCGACCGGACGAGUAAAUGGGCCCGGCCCACCGCCGCGCGGACUCGCGCCGCUCGGCGCGCAAGAAUAGCGGGUACACGCCCUGGCACCUGCUCCCGGCCGCGGCGCGCGAGGCGAAGAGGAAGCGGCCCUCGCGGACGCCCGCCAAGAAGCGCAGGGCGCCGCCCGCGCCCGCACGAAGCCCGUCGCCGACGCGACGACAGCCACUGCAUCCCGUCGUCGCGCUGCUCGCCGCGCUCGCCGGCGCGGCGCUGCUGCUCGACGCUGCUCGCCGCGUGCUGCUGCUCGUCGGCGUGUCAGCGGCGGCACCCGCGCAGAGGUCUCCCUGCAACCGCAUCUGCCGGCGCAAUCCGUCCUUUAUGGAUGGAACGGUGUGUAUCGGGUGUUUUCUCGCCGACGACGAGGUGCGCGGGUGGUCGAGUUUUAAUGCGCGCGAACGAGGAUGGGCGCUUGCUGAUGCGGCGGAGCGGCGUUCCGAGUGGGAGCAAUACACUGGCGUGACGGCGAGCGACGCGGAGGACGACUACGGUGGCUUUGAUGCGACCACUGACGGCGCCGAUGCGACUGAUGCCUACGGCGGCUUCGAGCAAACAGACGCGGUGCCGCGGCCAUGGACCGUGUUAUUGGACCGGGACGGUGUGCUCAACAAAGACGUGGGCAGCCCGGGAGUCGUGCGCGCGGAACAAUUCGAAUUGCUGCCAGGAGUCUCAGACGCCGUUCGUGCCCUCAAAGAGGACGGGCACGCGUGUGUGGUGGUCACGAAUCAGAACGCGAGGAAAAAAGGCCUAUUGUCGGCAAAGACGCUCGACAAGCUACACGCGUCGCUCCGGAGGGAGGUCCCUGUUGACGACAUAUUUGUCGCGACGGGCCUUGACGGACCGGCGCUGAAGCCGGCGCCGGAUCUUUUGAAUCUCGCCCUGGGAGAUGCCGACCGCGACCGCGCCGUCCUGGUGGGAGAUGCAAGGACUGAUAUGAUCGCCGCGUGCCGAGCCGGCAUUCUCGCCGUGCUCGUGACGUCGUCGCAUCACGGCGUCGCCUGCGCAGCGGAGCUCGCAGAAGCGCCGACGCCGGCCGUGAUCGACGGCGGCGCGCCGGGCGGCCUGCUCCGCGAGGGCGCAUCCGUAGCGGCAGUCUUCCCGGCCCUGCCGCAGGCGCUCGCGGCGAUCCGGGCGCACGCUUCUUCUUUGACAUAAAUGUGUAGUUAGUA